Messenger RNA from Brassica oleracea var. oleracea, 788 nucleotides. RefSeq names its product protein mak16-like. Gene Ontology annotation, biological process: maturation of LSU-rRNA; maturation of 5.8S rRNA. The transcript has 5 exons. Gene Ontology annotation, cellular component: preribosome, large subunit precursor; nucleolus. Bases 94 to 591 code for a protein of 165 amino acids. Lineage: Eukaryota; Viridiplantae; Streptophyta; Magnoliopsida; Brassicales; Brassicaceae. The record is from RefSeq and is a predicted model, not a curated record.
CUUUCACUUCCAAUCCGGACUCUUCCUGCCGCUGAUCGCCGCCUACCUUCACAGCUUCUCAUAAACCUGGUUUCGUCUUCUUCACUGUGAAAGAUGCAGAACGAUGAGGCUAUAUGGCACGAUAUCAGAUACAUACACUGCUGUUAUAUGGCCAAAAUCGAAACCGGAAUCUUCUGCAGAAACCCUUAUAAUGUAACUGGUAUCUGCAGUCGAAGCUCUUGUCCCCUUGCCAACAGUCGCUAUGCCACCAUCCGUGACCACGAUGGAGUGUUUUAUUUGUAUAUGAAGACUAUAGAGAGAGCUCACACGCCAAAGCACUUGUGGGAGAGAAUUAAGCUGCCUAGAAACUAUGAGAAGGCACUUGAACUCAUUGAUAAGCACUUGUUGUAUUGGCCCGAGAUGUUGCAGCACAUGGUUAAACAAAGACUAACCAAAUUGAAUCAAAUGCGCAUUCGAAUGAGAAUACUUGCUCUCAAAACAAGGGAGAAGAUAAUGUCAAUGCCUAGCCUCAUACUCAUUCAAAGCAGACAGAGAAAGAGUACUCUGAUUCAAUCGAACAGUUUGCUUGAAUAUGCUAAUCAUGGUUCUUGAUGCAAAAAGGUAAUUCAAGAACAUCAUAGUAUAAACAAUCUUUCAUAAAAGGGAAAAAAAAGACAUCUCAGCAUAUUAGCCUUUACUAGAACAAAUACAAAAUCUAAGGCCUUAAAAUUUUGCAUUCUCUAGUUAACUUAAAAAGAAUCAGCACUUCAACUUUCUUCUCAAAGAUUCAGGCUUUGCCUCGUAUCUCC